Molecule: messenger RNA, 1746 nt
Organism: Leguminivora glycinivorella
Lineage: Eukaryota; Metazoa; Arthropoda; Insecta; Lepidoptera; Tortricidae
Gene: SelR
Product: methionine-R-sulfoxide reductase B1
Exons: 4
Coding region: 151-702 (183 amino acids)
Biological process (GO): response to oxidative stress; protein repair
Cellular component (GO): cytoplasm
Molecular function (GO): peptide-methionine (R)-S-oxide reductase activity
Source: RefSeq, a predicted model, not a curated record
CACGCGACCAGUGGCGAUUACGAUUACUUAUCAUCUUUCUAGUCUAUUUCCAGUGCUUGAUGACAAUAUUAAAGGCGUCGUAAUCUUAUCGCUGUUUUAUAAAAAGUAUUUGAUUGCGUAACAGUGUUCAUGAAAUAGGCAAUGUGAGUUAUGCGCAUUCUACUCAGGCCAUUUAUUGCGUCCAGACAAGUAGCGCGGCAGCAACUAAAUAAUAAAGUGAUACCAAUAAAGCUACGACAUCCUUUUACAACAGCUUUAGUGUGGAGAGCAAUGGAGGAUAAAGAAGCCUUGAAAAAACGUUUGACUCCACUGCAAUAUCAUGUCACUCAAGAAGCUGGAACUGAGCGACCUUAUACAGGGUGCUACAAUAAAUUUUAUGAAGAAGGACUGUAUGUAUGUAUAGUCUGCAGACAGGACUUGUUUAGUUCGAAGACUAAGUUUGACUCUGGUUGUGGCUGGCCAGCAUUCAAUGAUUGCCUAGCUAAAGAUAAAGUCACUUUGCACCAGGAUACAAGCGCAGUUGGAGCGAAUAUAUUACUAGUUUUAACACGGCCAGGUUUGGUGCGAACUGAGGUGCGAUGUUCCAAGUGCUCCGCUCACCUGGGCCACGUGUUCGAUGACGGGCCGGCGCCCACCAAGAAACGUUUUUGUAUUAAUUCUGCCUCGAUGGACUUCAUACCAGCCGAAGAAAGAAAGGAUUAACUUGUCUUUAUAUUUUUCCUUCUGAUACAAAAGUCACCGUUAACGAUACUACGAUAAAAUGUUACCGAUACUAUAAAAUACCAUUUGACGUAGUUUAGCGCAAAUGAUCCAUUCUCUAAAACUGGCUUGCCAUCACAGAACAGCCCUUGUUGCUUCAAUAGGCUACUAGACUCAUAUCUAAUUGGCACAAGAAAUGAUUAUCUUCUGUAAUAUUUGACAAGAAACCAUGAAUUUUUGAUUUUGGGUAUUAAAAGUGUACGAUGACUGCAUUUUUCAUUAUAAAUGUAAGUAUUUUUUUUUAUUUAGGCCACUGAAAACGCUGUCGACCUUGUAGUGACAGUGACGUCAUCCCAUACAACGAUUUCGGUCGCAAAAUCUUCAAAUUAGUCACUAAAUGUCAAAUGUGACAUAACGCGUGGUAAGGUCGUGCACACAAUGUGCGGUCCUGAUACAAUAACAAAAUGGAGUCGACGUAUGCACGCAUUACGGUAAUAAAAUGUGUACAAAUUUUGAAUGCUAUUCACUGUCAGAACGGUUUCUUACUUCACUUUGUUAGACACUGUAUGCACACAUGACGGUAACAAAAUGUGUACGAAUUUGUGGCUGUCAAUGUCACUGCCAGGCGAUUUCUAACUACACUUUGUUAGUCGCCGUACGCACUCAUUACGGUAACAAAAAGUUUUUUUAUUUAUUUAUUGAAAACAAAGAUUACAAUCAAUGUCACUGUCAAAAGAAGCCAUUUUGUACUUUCAGUCACCGUGUACUCUAGGACCAUUUUGCGACCAAUUUUCGACUGUUUUUUUACCUGGAAUAUUUCCCAGCCUUAAUCCAUAUUUUAACAACUUUAUUGGUUUUCUAAGCAUUAUUUUUAUUAUUUCAGUAUAGUACUUACAUGCACCGGAGCACUAAAAAUUCAGUAUAGUUAUGUACACAAACACUGAGUAGUAAUAGUUAUUUGUUAUACAAGGGGGCAAAGUUGUAUUUUAACGCCGAGUGUGAAAUUGAAAAACGAGCAAGUAAAAGGAUUCUAUAGUUGAACCACGA